AUGAACGCGACAGCAGAAGCUCGUAGUGGAGAAGGAGCACGCCACGGCGGCGAGCAAGAAAAAGAUGACCAGACGGAGAAGAAGGUGUCGUUGCUCGGCAUGUUCAGGUACGCCGACAGUCUCGACGUGCUGCUCAUGGUGGUCGGCUCGCUGGGGGCGGUGGGCAACGGCGUGGCGGGGUCCCUCAUGCUGGUCGUCUUUGGAGACGCCAUCAACUCCUUCGGCGAGAGCACCACCAGCACCGUCCUCCCCGCUGUCACCAAGGUGCGCCCCAGCUUACGGUGA
This is a messenger RNA of Triticum turgidum subsp. durum (durum wheat), 285 nucleotides long. NCBI's taxonomy places the organism in Eukaryota, Viridiplantae, Streptophyta, Magnoliopsida, Poales, Poaceae. The record is from the annotation of a GenBank genome assembly.